AUGGCAAAAACUUCUACUGGUGGUGGUUUUGUUGUACGUGAUAAUCGUGGCAGACCUCUUAUUGCAUCCACCAGACAAGUCGGCAAUACUACAGUUCCCUUAGCAGAAGCCCUUGCUCUAAGAGACGGACUUAAAAGUGCCAAAGAGCAAGGCUACAACACAAUUGAGGUGGAGGGAGACUCCAAACUAGUCAUUGAUGCUGUCAACAACGUCAUUCAGCCGCCUUGGCGCUCAAUCAAAAUCAUCCAUGAUAUCCAAGCUAUUGCCACAAGCUUUGAAUCGAUCUCUUUCAAGCACAUAUUUAAAAAAGCAAACUUCGUGGCGGAUGCUUUAGCUAACUUAGGUCAUAGACAUGAAAAUGGCACAAUGUGGACUAAGAGGAUCCCUAUUGAGGCCUCAAGAACCUUACUGUUGAGGCCAAGCAUAAGGGCUGAGACCAAUAUAAAGCCAUGGAAAAACUUAUUGCCGAGCAUAAAGGAAGGCAAUAAAAGAACGAAGUGGAAGGAUAGGGUGCCCUAUGCUUACUGGAAAGGUAACCCAAAUGUGGCUCCAACCAGGAAAGACCUUCUCAAAUGCAAUGUUUCAGACCAAAAUGACUGGAAUACACUCUUAUACAUACAGAAUUGGGAGAAAGAAUCCAAAGAAGGGUACAAGCAGUCCAGCUUAGAAGAUCAAUGCAAGCACAGGUACAAAAUUUAUGUAGAGGGAUGGGCAUGGUCUGUGAGUGAAAAAUACAUACUGGCAUGUGAUUCUAUGACCUUAUAUGUAAACCCUCGUUAUUACGAUUUCUACAUGAGAGGCAUGCUACCAUUGGAGCACUAUUGGCCCAUUAGGGACAACAGCAAGUGCACUUCUCUCAAAUUUGUUGUGGAAUGGGGCAAUAAUCACACGAAAAAGGCAGAGGCAAUUGGGGAGGCAGCAAGCAACUUCAUACAAGAAGAUCUGAAGAUGGACUAUGUGUAUGACUACAUGUUUCAUGUACUGAAUGAAUAUGCAAAGCUCUUGAAAUUCAAACCGACAAUACCUCCCAACGCAUCGGAACUAUGUUCUGAAACAAUGGCAUGCCCUGCAACUGCCACAUGGAAGAAAUUCAUGAAGGAGUCCAUGGUGAUGUCUCCUAGUGAUGAAAUCCCAUGUUCUUUGCCUCCUCCAUAUGAUCCUCAAGCUCUUCGUGAUUUUCUUGAGAGAAAAGCCAACUCAACUAGGCAAGUGGAAGCUUGGGAAAAUGAAUAUUGGCAGAGUUCUAAUAAAAAACAACAGUGGUCCUUUUCUACAUACAUGUGUUCUCUAGUGCGUUUCCUAUGUGUUCCAUUCCCUUCUUAGAAGAUCAAACUGAAACCUGGAUACUGACAAUGGCAAAAGAUCAUGCCCACAUAAUUCUGCUUAUUGGGAUGUAACACUUGGAAUUCCUAGCUAAUGAUUAGAUGCUCCAACUUCUAUUGUAUUCAUACUAAACACAACUUCAAAAUAAG
Messenger RNA from Rosa rugosa (rugosa rose), 1472 nucleotides. RefSeq lists its product as uncharacterized. Bases 1 to 1323 code for a protein of 440 amino acids. The record is from RefSeq and is a predicted model, not a curated record. Gene Ontology annotation, molecular function: nucleic acid binding; RNA-DNA hybrid ribonuclease activity. The transcript is spliced from 6 exons. NCBI's taxonomy places the organism in Eukaryota, Viridiplantae, Streptophyta, Magnoliopsida, Rosales, Rosaceae.